Molecule: messenger RNA, 390 nt
Organism: Striga asiatica
Lineage: Eukaryota; Viridiplantae; Streptophyta; Magnoliopsida; Lamiales; Orobanchaceae
Source: the annotation of a GenBank genome assembly
AUGGAAUCGUCGUACCUGGCCACUCUCAUGUUUCCCAAAGCUCUGAAUAGCUUUCAGAAAGAAGACCCCACUUUCCGUCGGUUUAGACCUGAGAGUGGCCAGCUUGAUGGAAUUGGAAAGCCUCAUGUAAUCUUUCAAGAAAUAAUUAGUCGACGUGCUGAAUUCGACUAUCUACACAAGAAGCAAAGUGGAAGACAAGGUACAUAUGCAAGGAUUAUGGGAAAAUUCUCUUUAAUCGAACCACUCCUACCGGACUCCGGAACUAAGUUUGGAUUCAAGAACAUGCUUGCCAGACAAGCUAUACCUUCUAAUUUUGUGCCAGCAGGUUAUAUUAUUGGGAAUCCUGUGGAAAAUAUUCGUAUUGUCAUGAACCAUGCUGAUGAACCAUGA